Messenger RNA from Cantharellus anzutake, 552 nucleotides. RefSeq lists its product as uncharacterized. The transcript is spliced from 3 exons. NCBI's taxonomy places the organism in Eukaryota, Fungi, Basidiomycota, Agaricomycetes, Cantharellales, Hydnaceae. The annotation marks the transcript as partial. The record is from RefSeq and is a predicted model, not a curated record.
UUGGUAUUCUACUUGUGUGCACGCAGGAGACGCAAGCGAUUAGCGGGGCAACAGUCCCGGCAAAUGCCAGAACCUCUGGAAUUGAAGGCGACCCGGUUAAUUUACAAUAGGGAGGAGACCGGGGAAGGAGGAGGGUUUCGCAAACGACAAGGACAACGAGCAAUAAGGAAAGAAAGACAGAAGUUACAGAGGGCAAGGAAACAACCGAAAAAAGGAAACCUAGAAAAACCUAAACGAAGGAAAGACUUCGUCAAAAAACAGCAUACAGGACAAAAGAAAAGACUAAGAAAGAACACGCCUUCAGCAGAGGAUAAGGUAUAAGGAUGAGAUUGUCCGGAAGAAUCGACCCAGGAAUGCAGCGGCAAAAACCUGAAUCGGCAUGACUGUAACCUCGGAAGGCACAGUAUGCGUAAGGCCGACAGCGGGUACGGCGCAUAAGAUUAAGCACCACCGGGAAAAAUGCCACGCGCGAAAAGAGACCAAAGAGUGCGUUUAGACUGAGUGCGCACAAGUCUGAUUUAAUCUCGUACCUCCAUUAAAUAACAAAUAAUC